Monomorium pharaonis (pharaoh ant) is the source of this 2466-nucleotide messenger RNA. RefSeq lists its product as uncharacterized. The coding region runs from base 343 to 2232 and encodes 629 amino acids. The transcript is spliced from 12 exons. The record is from RefSeq and is a predicted model, not a curated record. Lineage: Eukaryota; Metazoa; Arthropoda; Insecta; Hymenoptera; Formicidae.
CUUUUUUUAUCAACUUGCUUCUUACAAUAAAAAUUAUAAGAGUUGUAAAUAUUUCUAUAUAUAAUUCCUUGAGUAUAUCCAAGCGCAAAAUUAUUUCCAAUCGCCACACCUUGAACAUUUCUAAUGCCACGAUCGCCUGAAAACAGCUUUGUAAAGUCUUACUCGCUGAACAAUUACGAGCCAGGUAAUAAAAUAAUUAUCGUUAGCUGACGAAUAAAUUGCACCUUCGAUCUUGUGAAGAUCACUCGACGAAGCCAAGACAGAACAGUCUUGGCGAUUGCACGAAGCAAAUCGCGUGAGUGAUUUUCGUGCAAUAAAGUUGUCGAGUUGUACAGAACCAACAUGCCCGGAGGUGUUGUAUUUUUGGUUUGCAUUCCCACUCUGAGCUACGAGCAUGAACUUGUGUUCGGCGUGCCGCUAAAGCGAUCUAAGAGGAUCGAGAAGACCAAGAAUAGAAUCACGGCUCCGAAGGUGGACCUCCGUCUGAAGGAAGCGAAAAGUCGCGCGCAAUUGCUUACGCUCGACGAUGACGGUCACGGUGACGACGACGACGUCGGCGUCGACGUCGGCGUCGAAUCUAGGAAACGUGCUCGCGGAUAUCCCGCGCGAUCGAAAACGGCGGUCUUCGUAUCGAUGGAAACGGUAUUGGAAGAGCUUUUGAAAAAGCUGAGAGUAGAGCACGUUGUGUGGUGCAAGGACAAGGAAGAUAUGUAUUAUGAGGUGAUAUUUCCGGUACCGGCUGGCGAUCCCUGCGAAAAUUGUAUACAUUGCCUCACCGAAAUGGGUAUCGGCGUUAAAAUGAACUCGAUAGUAAGCGUAAUCCCGACACAAUGCACGUACAGCGGUGUGAACGAGACAGGAUCGCUGGCUAUCAAGGACGACAUUGCACGCAGACGGAAAGAGUCGGAGGAUCGUAAGAACGCUUGGAACGAAUUCGUAGGAUCUAUCAGAUCGAAAUUGACGGUAAAACAAGUGGUCGAUGGCGUUCGCAGUGGCGGUGAUCUCUCUUUCGAUUACGUGUGUCUGGUAUUAACCGCGGACUGUCUCGCUGCACUUGGUCUCGUCGAGAACAGUGCAACUAAUGUCGUUGCAGCCAUGCUAGUUUCUCCUCUCAUGGGACCUGUGAUGUCUCUGACUUUCGGGACGAUCAUAGCCGACCGAGACUUGCAGCUGGUCGGCCUGAAAAGCUUGAUGCUCGGCAUCUUCUUGUCGAUACUCUUCGGCUUCAUAUUCGGUCUUAUCCUCGGCACAACCGAAAUGCCUUGGGGCUACAACGACUGGCCAACCGACGAAAUGAAGGGCAGAGGCAAUUAUAGAUCGCUCUGGAUGGGUGUUCUUUGGGCCCUUCCCUCUGGCACAGGUGUCGCAGUCGCUUUGCUGCAAGGCAGCAAUGGACCGUUAAUUGGCGUCGCCAUAUCAGCUUCAUUGCUACCGCCAGUCGUUAAUUGCGGUUUGUUUUGGGCUCUGGGAUGCAUAUGGCUCAUAUAUCGGCCAAUAAAAAUGCCCCAUAUCAAAGGCGAAUCUUAUACAAACUUUAAUAGCUCCUACACAUAUGUAUACAGCGAUUACUUGCCCGUAGAAUUCUUCUGCAAUGGUAUUAUCAGUGCGUGUCUGACGUUUAUCAAUGUAAUGUGCAUCUUUAUUACGGCGAUAAUAGUCUUGAAGAUUAAAGAAGUGGCUGCACCAUACACGUCCACGCCGGAACUACGUCGAUUUUGGGAACACGAUAUCCGGCUGGUUCGCGAUAAGAAUAUCUCCAGAGAUAACAGUUCCUUGGAUUCAAGUUUCUACGAGGGACUAAGUAAAACUAAACAACGAGCGUUGGAACGCACACUAAAUGAAGCGGUCAGGGAAGCGAUGAAUGACGAAACCUUCAGAAAAGUACAAAGACUCAGUUACGGGCAACACGGACCAGAAGAGAUUGGCUCGCGGUUUGGGCUUCAUGGUCGUGGAACCACGGGCAGAAACAACGUAAAAGAUGGUGGAAGUGUUGAAAAUAUAAUAGGUGGUGAUCUACCCAAAGGUUUAGCGAAUUCUGCUAAUACAAGCGAGGACUUGAUCGCAUUGGAUCGUUUAAUAACAUAUCUCUUGAGCCAACCGAAUAACCCCACUGGCAACAAUUUAGAUUCGUGGAGACGCUCGCAUCGAGCCAGUUCACGAGGUUAUAGACAGUUACGUGGCAGUCCUGGCGAUAUCGCGGAAACCGGUGGCGUUGGCACAACGCCUCUUUGAAUAUAUAAGUUGACAUUUAAAAAAGAGCCAACAUUGCAUAUAAAAUUAGCAAUACAAUAGCUGAUUUUGAUUUAAAUGUGCCUUAAGUGUGAAAUAAAACUGUAACAAGGACGAGGUACAUACAUAGAAAUGUUACAGUAACACAAUUUUUGCUAAAGAUAUGAUAGAUAUUAUUGAUAUCUGCAUUUGUAUCACAAUUUGCACAACAUAGCGAAUAUAAGAAUUUUAAAUAGA